This is a messenger RNA of Triplophysa dalaica, 2104 nucleotides long. RefSeq names its product meiotic recombination protein REC8 homolog. The transcript is spliced from 18 exons. Bases 514 to 2064 code for a protein of 516 amino acids. Gene Ontology annotation, cellular component: cohesin complex; synaptonemal complex. The record is from RefSeq and is a predicted model, not a curated record. Lineage: Eukaryota; Metazoa; Chordata; Actinopteri; Cypriniformes; Nemacheilidae. Gene Ontology annotation, biological process: replication-born double-strand break repair via sister chromatid exchange; mitotic sister chromatid cohesion; synaptonemal complex assembly. Gene Ontology annotation, molecular function: chromatin binding.
CUGAUAAAAUUCCUACCGAUGUGCAACAGCGUAGACAAGAGCGGUAAGCAGGCAGUUUCCGGUUUGGUUGAGUCCGGAAGUACUCGAGUGAACCGAUCGGUGAAACGGUUCAGUCCACUAUUUCUUCAUCCCACUAUGGUCAAGGCGUAUUUUAUGAAUAUUAAUUAGGUUGUUUCGGUGUUUCUCGGUUAUAUGUGAAGCAACCUAAUUAAUAUUUAUAAGUCAAAAUCCAGUCAACCAAUCUUAUAGAACACAUGAAGAAAGAUCAGUCGACGGGAUCUGCUUAAAGUUAAUGUUCAGCGCACCUGCUGUGACAUCUUGGAUUACGUUCUAGUCAGAGUCCCACCUCCAGCAGCAGGACUGCCCCGCCCUCGGUUCUCUCUGUAUCUCUCCUCUCAGCUGCAGUAUGGAGUGGUGCUUGUCUAUCACAGACAGUGUGACUUUUUGUUAGAGGAUACCCAGGGGGCAAUUGAUAAACUGCACCGCCUAGGCCAAAAGCCAAACAUUGAUUUGAUGGAUCAAGACACCAGGCAAAGUCACAUGAUCCCUGAUGCUCUUGCGCUAUUAGAUGAGACAGAAUGGGCGAGGGAUCCCUUCUUUGGAGUUAUGGAUACUGGGUAUGGCUUGCCAAGCCCAAGCAGCCUCAUUCAGUUGGCUCAGAGAAUGGAGGAGGUUUUACCAGAGCGUGCCUCACCCACAAGAGAACCAACUCCACCUUCAGAUGGCAUCACAGCCAGCCAGGAGUCCAUCACCCUGACUGAAAGAGAACCAGUUACAUUGCCUGAACCAGAGUUUGAAGGAGAAGAACUACAGGAAUCUGGCAUAAUCGAUUUAUUGCUGGAACAGCCAGAUUACUUUCCUGAAGGUGAGGAAGAGAGACAGCAGGAGACAGAAAGACAGGGAGAGCAAAUAGAAAAAGAGCCCGAAGAGGUCAGAGAGCCAGAGGUUCCUGAGGAGAGAAUGCAAAUAAAGAUUGAGGCAGAGAAGGUCAGAGAGCCGGAGGUUCCUGAGGAGAGAGAGCAAGAGAGAGCAGUGCUGGAAAGAGAAAUAACGCCAUCAGUUUCUUUAGACCUGGAACAAAUCACCGGCGUAUCAAGCAGGGAUGUUGUCCUGUUACCUGAGGAUGAUUUGGGGCUGCCCAUGGAGAUGCCUGUGUUGGAAGAAAGAGAAAAGACCCCAGAGCCUGUGCAUCUACCCAUACCAUCCCCUCCACUUGGCGAGGAAGAGGAAAAUGGCAUCGAGCCCAGGAGAGAUGAGGGGGUCAGAGAAAGAAGCCCUAGUCUUGAGCUUGCAGCAGUAAGUCCUGAAUACCCUGAAGUGCAGAGAAAGAGGAGGAGGCAGCUGCUCUUCAUUGAUAAAGAUACCCAGAUUUCUCAGGAGGAAAUGAGGGCACAGAUUAAUGAUGUAGAGACUGAAACCAGGGCAUUGGCGGAUGUUCUGGUCAAACUGCCUGUUAAACAAACUGAUCCUAAAAAACUGCUCGGGAACCCCUGCAUGAGCCUUCCACCUGAAAUCCUGGCGCUGUGGAAACAGGCAGCAGUCACAAAGCCCAUUCUUCCAUCCAGACGGCGUUGGUCUGUUCCAGAAGCAGAGAUACCAGAGAGAGAGGAACAAAGAGAAGAACCACGAGAGGUAGAACAGGAGAGAGAGCUCAGCUCAAAAGAGAUUCCCAGAGAAAUGGUGGAGUCUGGCCUAUUCCUGCAAGAAACACCUGCCUCUUCGGGGGUCCUUGAGACAACCGACAGGGAUUUUUCUCCAAUCGAGACUCCUGAAAUUAGACGAUCACCUGUUCUACCGGUUCCGUAUACUCUAGAGGACAUCCCAGAAGAGAGGAUUCCUGAAAUGGAACAGAUUACAAUGGAUAUCGAUGAGACUAGGCCACUGGCUCCUUCAGAAGCGUCGGUUACCUUUCACUCUCUGCUGCCCCCUCAGGCCAGCCGCAGAGUUGUUGCCCAACACUUCUGGAGACUACUAGAGAGAACAGCUGCAAAACAGGUCACAGUGCAACAGGAUGAGCCGUAUGGUGACAUCAUAAUUUCACAGAUACAACCACUGAUCGAUUGAAAGCUGGUUGUCAUCUGCCAUUAUUCUCUACAAAACUGGU